AUGCCGGUGGUGUCCGUCAACCGUGACCGGCUGUUCGAAGCCCUGGGCCAAGUGUACUCCGAUGAGGAGUUUGACAAGCUAUGCUUCGAGUACGGCAUUGAGCUCGACGAUGUGACCUCCGAGAAGGAGAUGCUGCGCAAGGAGCAGGCUAUCAAGGCCGACUCGGCGGCGCUGGCGGAGGCCAGCGAGGAAGUCAUCUACAAGAUCGACAUUCCCGCCAACCGGUACGACAUGCUGUGCCUGGAGGGCAUCGCCCGCGCCCUCAACAUCUUCCGGGAGCGGCUGCCGGCCCCCACCUACACGCUGGCUAACAACGGCGUCCCCACCGAGCGCCUGGCCAUCAGGCCCGCGACCGCGCUGGUGCGCCCCUUUGCGGUGGCAGCCAUCCUCCGGGGCGUGACCCUGGACGGGGGGCGGUACGCCUCCUUCAUCGACCUCCAGGACAAGCUGCACCAGAACCUGUGCCGCCAGCGGACCCUCGUGUCCAUCGGGACACACAAUCUGGGCGUCAUCCAGGGGCCCUUCACAUACGAGGCGCACCCUCCCCAGACCAUCCGCUUCGUGCCCCUGAAGCAGACCCGCGAAUUUGCAGCCGAUGAGCUCAUGCAGCACUACCUAGCCAACGACCAGAAACUGAAGAAGUUUGUGCCCAUCAUCCAGAGCAGCCUCGUUUACCCGGCCGUGUAUGACGCCAACCGCGUCCUGCUCUCCCUCCCGCCCAUCAUCAACGGCGAGCACUCCAAGAUCCUCAUCGACGCCAACACCCCGCAAGACAUCCUGAUCGAGGUCACCGCCACCGACCUCACAAAGGCCAACGUCGUCCUGAACACCGUCUGUGCCAUGUUCUCCGAGUAUUGCGCCGUACCCUACGAGAUCGAGCCGGUGGAGGUGGUGGACGCCUUUGGAAAGUCCACAGUGACACCUGACGUGUCGCCCCGGGAGAUGCAGGUGGAGCUGGCCUACAUCCGCAGCACCACGGGGUUGACCCUGGACGCCGAGCAGGCCUCCGCCUACCUCCGCCGCAUGCAGCUCGAGGUCAGGGCUCUGCCCGGCGGCCAGGCACUCGGCAUCCGCGUGCCCGUCACCCGGUCCGACAUCCUGCAUCCCUGUGACGUGGUGGAAGACGUCGCCAUUGCCCACGGCUACAACAACCUGAGGAUAACCCAGCCCAGCGACGCGACGACGGGGCGGGAGCUACCGCUGAACGCGCUGUGCGAGCUGCUGCGCGGCGACGUGGCUGCCGCCGGCUGGACUGAGAUCCUGACGUGGGCACUCUGCUCGCGGGAGGAGAAUUUUGGCGCGCUGCGGCGUGGCGACGGCGCGGGCGGCGCGGUGACCAUUGGCAACCCUGCUACCGCGGAGUUCGAGGUGGUGCGCACCAGCCUGUUGCCGGGCGCACUCAAGACCAUCGGUGCCAACCGCGACGCGCCGCUGCCCAUAAAGCUGUUCGAGGUGUCGGACGUGGUGCUGCCGUCCGACUCCGCCGCCUGCGGCGCCGUCAACCGCCGCCGGCUGGUGGCCGUGCACUGCGACAAGACCUCGGGCUUCGAAGUCACCCACGGCCUGCUCAACCGCGUGAUGGAGAGCCUGAGGGUGCCCCUGGUCGCCCGCCUGGGCGGGGAGGAGGGCGAGCGGGCGCGUGCAGCCUACGGCGGCGGCUAUGAGUGGAGGGCAGAGGACGACGCCACCUUCUUCCCGGGCCGUUGCGCUGCCGUGUAUGCCAAGGGUGAGCGGGUGGGCCAGUUUGGCAUCGUGCACCCGCAGGUCCUGGCCGCCUUUGACAUCGCUUUCCCCGUGUCUGCCCUGGAGCUCGAUCUGGAGCCCUUCUGCUUCGACCAGAUGUACCGGCCCCUCUCCUGCGCCCCCGCUUCGUGA
Messenger RNA from Auxenochlorella protothecoides, 1875 nucleotides. Its product is annotated as putative phenylalanine-tRNA ligase beta subunit. Lineage: Eukaryota; Viridiplantae; Chlorophyta; Trebouxiophyceae; Chlorellales; Chlorellaceae. The transcript is spliced from 12 exons. Gene Ontology annotation, molecular function: RNA binding; magnesium ion binding; phenylalanine-tRNA ligase activity. The record is from RefSeq and is a predicted model, not a curated record. Gene Ontology annotation, cellular component: cytoplasm; phenylalanine-tRNA ligase complex. Bases 1 to 1875 code for a protein of 624 amino acids. Gene Ontology annotation, biological process: phenylalanyl-tRNA aminoacylation.